AUGAUGUCUUCUACCGACGGGUCCUCGAUGCUUGAUAGCAGACCUCUCAGCAAAGAGGAGGUCGACCGACCCGACAAGCUAAUGUCAGGACCUGGCGGUGCUGGCGAACCAGACGCCGGAGGUCCCCCAUCCGCAUUUUCGUCGACCUUCCAAGAGGCCGUCUUCAUCCUUGUCAUCGGCUUGUCGCAGCUCUUUUCUGUUGGCGGUCUUGGAAAUGCAGCCUUCUCGGUGCAGGAAAUUAGUCUCUCGCUCAACACCACGAGCAAUGGUCAGAUGUCCUGGUUCCUGGCCGCAUACUCCCUCUGCGGUGGUGUCUCUGUUCUGGUGACUGGACGACUGGGCGACCACUUUGGCCACAAGUAUGUCUUCCUCUUCGGAUGGAUGUGGAUGGCGCUUUGGUCGCUGGUCAGCGGUUUCGCCAAGGAUAUCGUUCUCUUCGACAUUGCUCGCGGGAUGACUGGCAUCGGCAACGGCGCACUGGUCCCCAACUCAUUCGCCCUCCUGGCGCGGGCAUUCCCUCCAUUUUCGGCUAAGAAGAACAUCGCCUUUGCUUUCCUCGGUUUCUGCGCGCCUUCGGGUUACAUCUUUGGUGGGCUCAUUGGUGCUGCCUUUGCGGAAAAACUCACCUGGCGAUGGGGGUUCUGGUUCUGGGCCAUUGGCUGCCUCGUCCUUGGCGUGGUGACCUAUUUCAUUGUUCCUCACAGCGUGGGAUCGCCGAUUCCCGGACUCAGCAUCAAGCAAUUCGACUUCAUUGGAACGAUCCUUGGCGUCUCGGGACCCAUCCUCUUCUCCUUCGCCUGGAACCAAGCCUCCGUGGUGGGCUGGCAAGAACCCUACGUCUACGCCCUUCUCAUCGUCGGCAUUUUCUUGAUCGUUCUUUUUGUCCUCUCGCAGUCGCGCGUCCAGGCCCCCGUCCUUCCGAAUACGCUCUGGACCCGCAAGGGCUUCUCCCCGGUCGUGGCAGCCAUGUGGUUCGGCUGGAUGUCCUUUGGCAUCUUCCUCUACUACACGACCAUCUACAUUCUCACCGUCCACAGGGCGCAGCCGCUCACGGCCGUCGCGCAGAUGGUCCCGCUGGUCAUCGGCGGUCUAUUCGCGACUGCCUCUGUCGGCCUCUUCAUCGCCAAGGUCCCGGCGCAGUAUAUCUUCGGCGUCUCCAUGUUCUCCUUCCUCAUCGGUAACCUGCUCAUGAGCUUCGCCAACUACUCCCCCGUCUACUGGGCCUUCAUCUUCCCUGCGUGUCUGCUUGUCGUCGGCGGACCGGAUCUCUCCUUCGCCUCAUCGGGCAUCCUCAUCUCGAACGCGGUCUUGCCCGAGGAGCAGGGUGUCGCCGGCUCAUUCGUCUCCACCGUCGUGCAAUACUCCAUCUCCAUCGGUCUGGGUAUUGCGGCGACCCUCGAGGCGCAUGUAAACAACGGCGGGAAGGACAUUGUGCGCGGGUACCGGGGGGCGCUCUGGCUCGGUAUCGGCUUUGCGGCUGUCGCCUUCGUCAUUGUUCUUUUCUUCGUCCGGGACACCCGGUUCGACAAGAAGGACAAUGAGAAGGAUGCUGCGAGCAGCACUGAUGGUGCCUGUGAGGCUCCUGCCGACAAGGCCAAUGCUUGA
This is a messenger RNA of Aspergillus udagawae, 1605 nucleotides long. RefSeq lists its product as uncharacterized. Bases 1 to 1605 code for a protein of 534 amino acids. Gene Ontology annotation, molecular function: transmembrane transporter activity. The record is from RefSeq and is a predicted model, not a curated record. Gene Ontology annotation, biological process: transmembrane transport. NCBI's taxonomy places the organism in Eukaryota, Fungi, Ascomycota, Eurotiomycetes, Eurotiales, Aspergillaceae. Gene Ontology annotation, cellular component: membrane. The transcript has a single exon.